Talaromyces amestolkiae is the source of this 2571-nucleotide messenger RNA. RefSeq lists its product as uncharacterized. The transcript is spliced from 4 exons. The coding region runs from base 1 to 2571 and encodes 856 amino acids. NCBI's taxonomy places the organism in Eukaryota, Fungi, Ascomycota, Eurotiomycetes, Eurotiales, Trichocomaceae. The record is from RefSeq and is a predicted model, not a curated record.
AUGGAACCAAGCUUCGUUCCCAAACCCACAACGCCCUCCUCCAGCAAAACUGAGCUCCAGAUCGGCGGCCUCAAGACAUACAUCUACGGCCUUAACCAAGUCCGACAAGAAGGGUGGACCGAUUUAGCGGUACUGUAUAUUGCGCACGGCAGAACGCGAUCGUAUCGGGAUAGUGAGGCGCUGGCUCAUGAAAUAUUGCAUCAGGUGCGAAGUGAUCCGACGCCGAAGGGGGCGGGGUUGAUUGUCGUUACCAUUGAUGCGAGAAAUCAUGGGGAGCGGAAGCUGAAUGACAUGACGAAUAUGGGAUGGACCGAGGGUAAUGAAUCGCAUGCCCAAGACAUACUCAGCAUUAUCUCCGGCAGCGCCCACGACUACGAAUUGUUGAUAGACUACCUUCCAACAUAUCUGCCUGAAUUCAAUAAAUUCUAUAACUUCAUGUCCGGCAUCUCUCUCGGCGGCCACACAUCCUGGCGCGUUGCGACCUCCUCAGUCGCCCUAAAGGGGAAACUGCACGGCGUCGCAAUAAUCAUCGGCUGUCCAAAGCUCACCUCUCUACUGCUAUCCCGUCUGGGCGUAGAUCUUGAAGCCGCAGCGCGAGAGUUCAGCGUUCCCCUUGAUCUCGUACACACCAUCUCAUACGAUAAGUUGUCCACAAUCCUGACGGACGAACAACGACAGCGCUGGCCGAAGGCUGUGGCCGAAUUGACUACCUCACUGGACCAGGUAGUGGAACAAUCCUACCCGAAAGACAUCCCAACAUUUAUCUUGAAUGGACAGCUAGAUCCACUCGUGCCGGACAAAUUUACGGCACAGUGGGUGAAGCAAAGGGUUUCAGAAGAGGGGUAUCACAAUAUCGAAUAUUUUGUGCAGAAGAAUACGGGGCAUACAGAGAAAAUCAAAAUUAUGGCGAAAAAUCCUUACAGACUCAUUCCGAAUAUCGUAGACCAACUUGCCCAGGAUGAGCCGGACAAGCUAUACGCCGAACUGCCCAUAUCUCACACAGACUUCGCUUCUGGAUUCCGACCUGUCACGUAUGCCGUGUUGGCAAAUGCAGUCAAUGGUGUGGCAUGGUGGCUUACGGAAACGCUGGGCCCUGCUGGUGCCAACUUUCCUACCGUGGCCUACGUCGGACCAAACGAUAUGAGCCAUAUUCUUUUGAUUGUUGGAGCUGUCAAGGCAGGGUACAAGAUGCUGUUCACUUCACCGAAGUAUAGUACCGAAGGGCAAGUGAGGCUUAUGAAGGCGGUUGACUGCAAGGCCAUUUUGACAUCGUCGAUUAUUACGCCAGUGUCCGAGGUUGUUGAACAGGUUGCGGAGAAACAUGGGGACAUUCCAAUACAUCAAGUCCCGAUGGUAACACAUUUCUUGGACAGUGAAUACCAGCCAUUUCCCUACAAGAAGUCCUUUGAAGAAGCACAUGAUGAGCCGUGGAUGGUGCUUCAUACUUCUGGAACCACUGGAUUUCCCAAACCGGUUAUCUGGACGCAUGAUUGGGCUGCAAGUUUUGCACUGCAGAGAUAUCUCGAACCACCCGAAGGUUAUGAGAGCUUUGAUCGACUCAUACUGGGAGCCCGUGUGUUCAGCUUGUUUCCUCAUUUUCAUGCUGGUCAUUUGUUCGUGGCUAUUCUGUUAGCUCUUUACAGCGGUACGACUAUUAUUAUGCCACCGGCUCUGGCUACACCGACAGCUGAACUUGCUGUAGCGGCGUCUGAGCAUAUUAAAGUGGAUGCUUACACUCUGGUCCCCCCAUAUAUAGAACAACUUGGUGCCAACCUAUGGAUGGUCGACACACUUGUCAAGAAUGGAGUGAACACAAUAUUCUGGGCUGGCGGGCCAGUCUCUCAGCAUCAUGCAGAGGAAGUCGCAUCCCGCAUCACAUUAUUCAACACAAGCGGCUCGACAGAGAUGGGCAUGUGGCCUGUGAUUCGCAAGUCUGGGCCAUGGGAUCCCAGAAUCUGCAGGGAAAUGUGUUUCCACCCGCAAAACAAUAUCGACUUUCGAGAGCAAUCCGAAGGCAUAUACAGCGUCAUAGUUGUCAAAAACGACCCGAAGACUGGCGUGCAACCAGUCUUUUACUACGCCAAGGAGGUUGCCGAAUAUGAUACUGGGGAUCUCUACACCCCUGUUUCUGAGUUUGGAGAGGACCACCGACUUUGGAGGUAUUAUGGUCGUUCUGAUGAUAUGCAGGUUUUUGCAAGUGGGUUGAAGUGGCAUCCGACGGUAGCAGAACGAAGGAUUGUGUCCGAGAACGCUAGCCUCGUGCAGGAAGCUCUUCUAGAUGGAUUCAACCGCACUCAUAUCGUCUUGUUGUUGGAGCUUGUGCCUUCACUUGCCGCAGAUUUAUCGGCCAUGUCCGAGCAGGAGCAAGCAGACACGAAGGAUAAGAUCCUGAAUGAACUUUGGCCAACUAUCUCAGAUAUCAAUGUUUCCUCGCCGGCCUGGGUGGAGAUUGACCGCAGAAGGGUUUUUUUCUGUGAGGCAGGAAAGCCGCUGGCCAGAACAGCGAAAGGCACUGUCCAGAGACGUCAAGCUAUUGCUAAUUAUGAGUCGCAGAUUCAAGAUUUGUUCUAG